AUGGCCGUGAAGGAUGAGGCGCCUCGCCUGGGGAUGGCAGGUGACGUGACAAAGACGGAGGCCAAGGCAGAAACAUACGGGGAAGGCAUUGUUGAAACAAUGAUCCGGGAGGACGCGGAAGACGUCGCUCAUAAAAUGCUCAGAGACCGCAAGUGCAUUGCAAAGGCCAAAGGGCACCACUGUAUAUUCAUGACGGCUCUGAGGGAGAACAGAGGCAGCAUCCCAACAAAGAGCUCCGAAGAUAGGGGUGUCUUUGCUGGGCAGCAUAAGGGUGCGAGGCGCCCUCCUCCCGUGCGGGGCGGGGGCGGGGGCGGGGCGUGGCCUCCGGGCGCGGGUGACGUCAGGCGGCGCUUAAAGCCGGGCGGCGCGGUGCUUGCGCUCCAUUGCCGAGCGGGCGCCUUUCCUUCCUCCUUGCCUUGCCUUGCCUUGCCUUGCCUUGCCUUUCCUUCGCGGCUGGUUCCCUUCCCUCCUCCGCUGGGUGUCCGAGGAUGUUCCCUGGGCGGCGGGGGCGCCUCCUCCUGCGGGGGGCCCCUGGGGGGCGAUGGGGCCAUGGGGCCGCUUAGGAGGCGAAGGGCGGGCCAGCAGCAUCCGCGCGUGCUGCUCCUGGGCUCGCUGCUCUCGCUCUGGGCCACUUACCUGGGCUACAGCCUCCUGCUCUCCUGCCGGGGAGGAAGCCACGCCCCCUGCCCGCCCGCCCUCCACAAGGAGGAGAAGGCGGCGCGGGAGGCGCGGGAGGGGCGGGGCCUCCUCCAGGGGGCGGGGCCUCCGGGCCCCCAAGGGCCCCCCGCCCUCAAGCGGCUCCCCGGGGUCCUCAUCGUGGGGGUCAAGAAGGGCGGCACCCGCGCCGUGCUCGAGUUCCUCCGCGCCCACCCGGCCGUCCGCGCCCUCGGCACCGAGCCCCACUUCUUCGACCGCAACUACCACAAGGGCCUCCAGUGGUACAGGCGGCUGAUGCCCCGCUCACUGGAGAACCAGAUCACCCUGGAGAAGACGCCCAGCUACUUUGUCACCCGGGAGGCCCCCCAGCGCAUCUUCAACAUGUCUCGGGAGGCCAAGCUGGUGGUGGUGGUGCGCAACCCGGUUACGCGGGCCAUCUCGGACUACACACAGACCCUGUCCAAGACGCCCGGCCUGCCAUCCUUCGAGGGCCUCUCCUUCCGCAAUCGCAGCCUCGGCCAGGUGGACACCUCCUGGAGCGCCAUCCGCAUCGGGCUCUACAUCCUCCACCUGGAGGCCUGGCUCCAGUACUUCCCACUCUCCCAGAUGCACUUUGUCAGUGGUGAGCGGCUCAUCACCGACCCAUCCGGAGAGAUGGCCAGGCUGCAGGAUUUCCUGGGCUUGCGGCGCCUGGUCACUCGGCAGCACUUCUACUUCAACAAGACCAAGGGCUUCCCUUGCCUGAAGCGGGCGGCGGAGGGGGGCCGCCUCCCACGCUGCCUGGGCAAGUCCAAGGGCCGGGCCCAUGUCCAGAUCGACCCUGAGGUCAUCGAGCAGCUGCAGGACUUCUACCGGCCCUACAACGUCCGCUUCUACGAGACUGUCGGGCAGGACUUCCGCUGGGAGUGAGCAUGCAGCCUUCGUCCCCUGAAGGAUGGACUGGAUGCCCUCUGAAGCGCCCACUUAAGGCCUGGUUGGUAGCAACCUUAAGCCUCACCCCUUUGGUUUGCUGGGCUUGUAUCUUUCAGUGGAUGGGGCUACGGAUGGAUUUUAUUUUUCAUAACACCGAUAUAUAAGAUAUAUAUAUAUAUAUAUAUACAUAAAUAUAAAUAUAGUCUAUAAGUAUCACUGCCUAAGCACUGAGGGGCACAAGGGGUGUCCUGCGUGUGAGCCCCUUUUCCUGGUCUCUCAGCCAUUGAGACUCACCAGAGUCACCACUUCCCUCUUUCUUCCUUUCUUCCUUCCUCUUUGGUGGGAGCUGCGCCCGUUCAUGGACGCCCCCCAAAGGGCGCACGCACACGCUCCCCACGGAAAAAAGCACAUGCCUCUGUUGUUACGGGUAACGUCAGGCACCCCCACCUGCAUCCCCCCCCUUUUCUUCUUGUUCAGGAUUGUGUCUCAACCUCCCUCCCCUUUGUGUUCCCACUCCUCUCCUGUGCAAUGAUGAUAAUAAAUUAAUAAAACCCCACACAAUGCCAA
This is a messenger RNA of Anolis sagrei ordinatus, 2136 nucleotides long. It is a transcript of the gene HS3ST2, whose product is annotated as heparan sulfate-glucosamine 3-sulfotransferase 2. The record is from RefSeq and is a predicted model, not a curated record. Gene Ontology annotation, molecular function: [heparan sulfate]-glucosamine 3-sulfotransferase activity. Lineage: Eukaryota; Metazoa; Chordata; Lepidosauria; Squamata; Anolidae.